Molecule: messenger RNA, 3798 nt
Organism: Zonotrichia albicollis (white-throated sparrow)
Lineage: Eukaryota; Metazoa; Chordata; Aves; Passeriformes; Passerellidae
Gene: PELI1
Product: pellino E3 ubiquitin protein ligase 1
Biological process (GO): protein K48-linked ubiquitination; regulation of Toll signaling pathway
Molecular function (GO): ubiquitin protein ligase activity; protein binding
Source: RefSeq, a predicted model, not a curated record
UCUCAGCACACCCUCUGCUUCCUCUUUUCCUUUUUGGGGCCAGGGAUGGAUGAAUUGGUGGAGCAGGAGCAGGAUGCUGGUUCUGCCUGCAGCCAAUGCUGUGUGGUGCCGUGCUGUUUACCCAGCUUACGCAAGGCAGAGCCGGCCCCUCUUGAGGCAGGAGGUGCUUCCCACGGCUGAAGUUAAAGCACACAGAGCAGUCACUCAGUCUGGCAGUUGCUGGGGCUUUAAAGGAGUUGGUGGAUUUCAGCUGAUUUUAAACAAGAUUGGAGAGUUGGGUUUUUCCUUCUCCACUGUGUAGGAAUACUGCAAGGACACAAAUAUCCUGGAAAUAAUGAAAAAAGUGUGCCACAACUCUUGAUCAGCGACCUGAAGUUUGAGAAGUCCUUAGCUAAGCUCAUGUUUUCUCCUGAUCAAGAAAAUCAUCCAUCCAAAGCACCAGUCAAAUAUGGUGAAUUGAUCGUACUGGGGUACAAUGGGUCUCUCCCAAAUGGAGACAGAGGGAGAAGGAAAAGUAGGUUUGCUUUAUUUAAAAGGCCCAAGGCAAAUGGGGUGAAACCCAGCACUGUGCACAUUGCCUGUACCCCUCAAGCAGCAAAGGCAAUAAGUAAUAAGGACCAACACAGCAUAUCUUACACUUUGUCUCGGGCCCAGACUGUAGUAGUUGAAUAUACUCAUGACAGCAACACAGAUAUGUUCCAGAUUGGUCGGUCAACAGAGAGCCCUAUAGACUUUGUAGUAACAGAUACAGUUCCUGGGAGUCAGAGUAAUUCAGAUACACAGUCUGUGCAGAGCACAAUAUCAAGGUUUGCCUGCAGAAUCAUAUGUGAACGUAACCCUCCAUUUACAGCAAGAAUAUAUGCUGCAGGAUUUGACUCCUCAAAAAACAUUUUUCUUGGGGAGAAAGCUGCAAAGUGGAAGACAUCAGAUGGGCAAAUGGAUGGACUAACAACAAAUGGAGUUCUUGUUAUGCAUCCUCGUAAUGGAUUCACAGAAGACUCCAAGCCUGGGGUGUGGAGAGAGAUUUCUGUGUGUGGGAAUGUCUUCAGCCUCCGUGAAACCAGAUCAGCUCAACAGAGGGGGAAAAUGGUUGAGAACGAGACGAACCAGCUGCAGGACGGCUCCCUGAUCGACCUGUGCGGGGCGACGCUGCUGUGGCGCACGGCCGAGGGGCUGGCGCGCACGCCCACCGUCAAGCACCUGGAGGCUCUGAGGCAGGAGAUCAACGCAGCCAGGCCCCAGUGCCCUGUGGGCUUCAACACGCUGGCCUUCCCCAGCAUGAAGAGAAAAGAUGUUGUAGAUGAGAAGCAGCCGUGGGUGUACCUGAACUGCGGCCACGUGCACGGCUACCACAACUGGGGGAACAAAGAGGAGAGGGACGGCAAGGACCGCGAGUGCCCCAUGUGCCGCUCCGUCGGCCCCUAUGUGCCGCUGUGGCUUGGCUGCGAGGCGGGAUUUUACGUGGAUGCCGGACCUCCCACUCAUGCAUUCAGCCCCUGUGGACACGUGUGCUCAGAAAAGACAACUGCAUAUUGGUCCCAAAUUCCUCUUCCUCACGGUACUCACACUUUUCACGCAGCCUGUCCCUUCUGUGCGCAUCAGCUGGCUGGUGAGCAGGGUUACAUCAGGCUCAUUUUCCAAGGGCCUCUCGACUAACACAGGUGUUCCCAAGGACUGCAGUAAACUGAUAAGCUAAGCGAUUCUCAUUUUUAAACCAACUGUUUUUCGUAUUCUCUGGGCUUUGCUGGUUUGCAUUAAGAUGAAGAAUUUUUUGGUUUUUUUGUUACAACAGCUAAAUCCCUCUUUAUUGUGAAAAGUCUGGAAAUAGAAGAAAUGGGGGGAGAAGGGGGAGACCUGCUUUUUUUGGUUAAUAACUACUUUUGAAGAGGUGAAGGAAGUGUUGUAGAGUGAACUUCAAUGCCUUCAGUUUAAGGGUUUUUGAAUCACAUGCCCACAGUGUUUGAAAGGUGUUUCAUUCUUUUUGUAUAUGGAGGGUAAAUAGUUCAAAGAACAUUAGUUUACAGCUUGGAUGCAAACAUUGUAAAAUAUAACAUGUAUAUUAACUCUUUUCUAUUUAUCUUUAUUAUUGAAAAUAUUUAGAAUGUUUAGAGAGUAGCAUGGUUAUAGUGUGUUACAUCCAGCAAUUGGAUGUGUAGAGUAGUUCUGGAUGGAAAAGAACGUGGGAUGAAAAUGGUAGAAAAAUCUUUUAAUCUAAAAUACUGAGUUCUUAGAAUAGUUAAAUGCUUUUUAAACGAAGCUAAUGCAAAUUAUGAUGGCAUAAAGUUGUGCUUUAACCGUGUUGAAAGGUAGCUAAGAAGGACUCCUUAAACUGUCUUUUUGGUAGGACUGUGCUUAAGAUCUGGUUAUGAGGAGAAUAUUUACCAGACUCUUCGAAUAUGCAACUUAGUCUAGAUUAAGGAUUUUUUUCUCCCUUCACGCUAACACUUCUCUUUAUUUAGCAUUAGUGACAUUUGUGAGGGUUUUUCCAAUGUUAAACAUGAACAGAUGAGAAAGAUGAGGCUUGUUCUGUUCCUUGCUGUGUGGGGGUGGGGACAGGGCAGAGGUGGAUGCACCUGGGCAUGUGUGUGGGGAGCAGUUUGUGACUUGGCCACAGUCCCAGCCUGAGAGGGGUUUGUCAGCUGGAUGCUCAGCAGCCUUCCACCUGCUGGCUGCUGGGGGGGCCUCAGGCCUGGCCUCUCCCCUCUGCCAGGUGCAGGUGCUCAUCUGGGCCACAGGUGGGACCCAGGUGGAGCCUGGUAGCCAGGGCAGGUGUCCCUGCAUCCUCGGGCAGUCUGUUGGGAGAGCUGGGGCUGGGCUGGGCUCAGACCCUCACUGGGAGAUGCUGCUGUGGGCUCUGCUUUCUCUGGUCUCUGCUCUCUUCUUCCUCCCCCUCCUUCCCCUCUGGAUCCACCAGAAAAGACCACAUGCAGCUCUGCUGCCAGCCCACUGUGCUUCAUGGCAACCUGACCUUUUUAGCAUUGAUUUGAGCUUUUUUGGCCAGCUUCGUUCAUUUUUUUCAAAUAUGUACUGUAUAAUUGGCAGUAAGAAAAUUUCUGUACUUUAUAGCAAAGCUUUUGCUUUUGUUUUUCUUUGAAGCUCUUCUAAAAUUUUCUUUGUUUAAAGAGACCUGUGUUGCUUAGAUGUCAUGAAUUAUUUACUUUGACUGUCAAUUAUUUCUCCGUUUUUAAAAAGAAAUGAUAUAUAUUGUUUGGUUCACUCAGGAAAUGCAUGUGUCAGGAAACCUGUACUAUAAGUUCAGUUAGCUGUCAUGUACAAGCAACUGCUGUUACUCCCUUUCCAUAGAAAUAUAACUGAUUUUGACAUUUUCCAGAUUAUAUGCAUUAAGUCAUGAAACUUAUGCAGCAAGAAAUCCCUGUAUUGUAGUUGUUCUAAUCAUCUUAUUCAAACUAUAGUAUACUGUAGUUUUAAUUUUUAUUUGCAAAUUAAUUUAUUUAAACUACGUGAGUAAACACUUUUCAAAAACAGAAAUUCUGGGAUUGUGGCUUUGUUUUCAAGAGAUGGAAAAGGGCUGGAGAUGGCCCUUCUCUUGUCACCUCAGGUGUCCCUCUGUUCUGCACAUAUGGAUUAAGAGCACAGAGAAGCAGCAGCUGUAAAGACUCUGGAUGUUUUCCCUGGUAAUGGCUUUCAAUGGCUCCUUUUAGAUGUGUCCUCUCCAUGUGUUUUAUAUUUAACUCUGUGUUAAAGGUGAGAUUGCUGUUUAAAUGACACACUUAAAUGAGUAAGUUACAAAUACUGAAAUGUAAGCAAAAACUGAACUAAAUUUUAAAAUGACAAAGA